CUGUGGGCCGCGUGGAGUGGCCGCCCGACUCGCUCUGCAGGCUGAGGUUGGAGCUGCCGGCGAGGGAGGGGCCGGCCCGCCGCCUCUGCCGCCGCGCGGGCCCGGGAGGGGCUCCACACCAGACGCGCGGGCCUGGAGGCUGCACCUGCCAUGGCGGGCCGCUCGGGCGCCAGGCUCUGCCCGGCCAACUUCUCCGCGGCCGCCGACCUCGUCCUCAGCGGCUUCCAGGAUGGCUUCCUGUGGCCUGUGCUGGUGGCCGCGUUCCUGGUGGCCGUGGCCGGCAACAGCCUGGCCCUGCACCGCUUCCUGACCCGGGAGCCACGGCCCUGGAACCCGGCCGUGGUCUUCUCAGCGCAGCUGGCGGUGAGCGACCUGCUCUACGCCCUGACGCUGCCCCCGCUGGCCGCCUACCUGUACCCGCCCAAGAACUGGCGGUACGGCGCCGCAGCCUGCCUGCUGGAGCGCUUCGCCUUCUCCUGCAACCUGCUGGGCAGCGUGGCCUUCAUCACCUGCAUCAGCCUCACCCGCUACUUGGGCGUCGUGCACCCCUUCCUCGCCCGCGCCCGCCUGCGGCCCAAGCACGCCUGGGUGCUCAGCGCCGCCGGCUGGGCCCUGGCCGUGCUGCUGGCCGCACCCACGCUCGCCUUCUCCCGCCUCAAGGGGCCGCCGGGUGCGCCCCGGUGCAACAGGACCCAGCCCGAGGCCUGCACCAAGUGCCUGGGCACGGCGGCCGACGAGCAGCUGGAGGCCUACAGAGCCUACAGCGUGGUGCUGGCGGCCCUGGGCGGCGGCCUGCCCCUGCUGCUCACCCUACUGGCCUACGGCGCGCUGGCCAGGGCGGUGCUGGGCAGCCCCAGCAUGGCACGCACAGAGAAGCGGCGUGUGCUGGCGCUCGUGGCCAGCGGCGUGGCCCUAUACGCCGGCUCCUACGUGCCCUACCACAUCACCCGCGUGCUCAACGUGGACGCCCGGCGGCGCUGGCUCAGCCGCUGCCCGGACUUUGCCAAUGCGACCCAGGCGGU
Oryctolagus cuniculus (rabbit) is the source of this 1022-nucleotide messenger RNA. Lineage: Eukaryota; Metazoa; Chordata; Mammalia; Lagomorpha; Leporidae. The record is from RefSeq and is a predicted model, not a curated record.